AUGGACUCCUACGGACAAGACAACUUUGGCGGUGGCCGUCGCGGUGGUGGUGACAGUUUCGGAGGCAACGACUCUGGCUUUGGAGGUAACGGCUCCCAGUUUGGUGGAGGUGGCUCUGGAUUCGGAGGAAAUGACUCGGGCUUUGGAGGCAACGGCGGCGGUAACAACUUCGGGGGCGGCAACUCCGGAUAUGGUGGAGGUAACGGGCGCGACAACAACAACUUCGGCGGUAACGAUUCUAACUUCGGUGGAGGCGGUUCUGGGUUUGGAGGUAAUGACUCGGGCUUUGGCGGGGGUGGUGGUGGUGGUGGUGGUGACUCCAACUUUGGAGGCAACGAUUCCAGACAUGGAGGUAAUGACUCUGGAUUCGGUGGUAACAGCUCUGGCAACUCUGGCUUUGGCGGUAAUGACUCCGGAUUUGGCGGGGGCAGAAAUAACCAGGAUAACUUCGGAGGCUCUGGUGGUGGAAAUGACUCCUUCGGUGGCUCCUCUGGUGGCCUUGGCGGCUUGGUGAAUAAGGCAGAGGGCUUCCUCAACAACCACGGCGGGAACAACAACAAUCAGGGCGGCUCCAACAACGGAGGACAGGGUGGUAACACUGGAGGUAACUUUGUCGACUCGAUGGUUGACCAGAAGGUUGACCAGUAUGUUCCUUCUGGCAUGGAUGGGGCUGUUAACCAGGGAAUCAACCAGGAGGUUAACAAGUUCUUCUAA
Aspergillus niger is the source of this 714-nucleotide messenger RNA. RefSeq lists its product as hypothetical. Bases 1 to 714 code for a protein of 237 amino acids. The transcript has 2 exons. The record is from RefSeq and is a predicted model, not a curated record. Lineage: Eukaryota; Fungi; Ascomycota; Eurotiomycetes; Eurotiales; Aspergillaceae.